This is a messenger RNA of Acanthosepion pharaonis, 708 nucleotides long. NCBI's taxonomy places the organism in Eukaryota, Metazoa, Mollusca, Cephalopoda, Sepiida, Sepiidae. The record is from the annotation of a GenBank genome assembly.
AUGGCUCUUGGGCUAAAAUGUGGAGGAACUCUUGAAGAGAGAGCUCAACGGCUUUUCAGCACAAAAGGUUUACAAAUGGAAGAUCUGGAUCCUUCGAUGUUUGCAAAAUCCAAACCAGGAAAAACUGGCAAAAACAAAGACAUGGAAAGGCAGAAAGAAAUUGCAAUGUUGGAAGCCCAGUGUUACCGUUUUAUUGAAGUGCUUGGUGAACAAAGAGCAGCCACCCGGGAAAAUGUCCAGCGUAAACAGGCACGAACUGGUGAGGAAAGAGAAGAAUCAGAUGAUGAGAAUUAUGAUGAAGAAGAUUCUGAUGACGAUGAUGAAGACAUUCCUUACAACCCCAAAAAUCUGCCACUUGGGUGGGAUGGAAAGCCAAUCCCUUACUGGCUCUACAGACUUCAUGGCCUCAAUAUCAGCUACACUUGUGAGAUUUGUGGGAAUUUCACUUACAGAGGACCCAAAGCUUUUCAGAGACAUUUUGCUGAAUGGAGACAUGCUCAUGGUAUGAGAUGCUUGGGAAUCCCUAACACUGCUCAUUUUGCCAAUGUCACACUGAUUGAGGAUGCUUUGGCAUUGUGGCAGAAAUUGAAGAUGAAUAAAGAAACUGAAAGAUGGAAGCCAGACACAGAGGAGGAGUUUGAAGAUUCAUCUGGUAAUGUUGUGGCCAAGAAGGUGUAUGACGAUCUCAAGAGGCAAGGUCUUUUAUAA